GUAUCCGGUGCCCCAGCGCAGGGCUACGUAUGGGAGGAGUGAGGAGUAUGUCGGUCGGUGGUUGAAGGAGCGCAAGAUACCUCGGGACCGUGUUGUUUUGGCCACAAAGAUGGGGGAAAAUAACUGAAGAGAGAGAUUUGAUUUUUGUAUUUGUUGAAGGAAGAAUAUUACGUGGAUAAGGAUAGAAAACGCCCAUAUUUUCAUGUAGUUUUCCUCCAUCCAAAUAUCCAAUUGGAGCACAAGAAGAGAAAAUGAUAUCUGCGGACAAAUGGAGGGAAAAUGGAAAAGAAGAGGAAAAUGGAGGGAAAUCUGAUCUCUUGUGUUUGGUCAGUGGACCAUCCGGCCAGAUGACUUGGAUUAGAGGAGGACCCAUGUCUUUGAACACUGAGAAUAUCUUGGAGGCCAUUGAUAACAGUUUAGUGAGACUGCACACUGAUUACAUUGAUGUUUACCAGAUCCACUGGCCCGAUCGUUAUGUUCCAAUGUUCGGAGAAACUGAAUAUGAUCCAAGUCGGCAAUACUCUUCUGUUCCUAUUGAAGAGCAGCUUGACGCUUUAGGCAGAGCUGUUGAUGCUGGUAAGAUCAGAUACAUUGGCCUCAGCAAUGAAACACCAUAUGGAUUGAUGAAGUUUCUUGAACAUGCUAAGAGCACUGGCCUUCGCCCUAAGGUUGUGUCUUUGCAGAACUCAUACAACUUACUCUGCCGCACCUUUGAUUUGGGAUUAGCUGAAUGCUGCCAUCAUGAGAGAAUCAGCAUGUUAGCUUAUAGUCCAAUGGCAAUGGGAAUACUUUCUGGAAAAUACUACUUACCUGGUGGUGGUCCAUCAGAUGCACGGAUGAAUCUGUAUCAAGGGAAAUAUUCAGAAGGUGAAUCUAGAUAUUAUCUCUCAAGUGCCAUCUUAAAAUCAGCUGUUCAGGCAUACGCUAACAUUGCAGUUAAGCAUGGCCUUACUCCGGCAUCUCUUGCUAUUGCAUUUGUUUUGAGACAUCCUCUCCUUGCUAGUGCUCUUUUUGGAGCAACCAAGCCAUGUCAACUCAGCGAGGUUCUCGAAGCAUCUAAGGUCAAUCUCACAGAAGAUAUUUUAGUCGAACUCAAUGAAGUUCAUGCUACAUACACAAAUCCUUGCCCCUGAGGAAAUUUUCUGACCUCCUUUUCCAGGGUUCCUUCUUAACAUCAUAUUAUUUUUAUGCAAAAGCCUUGAUUUAUUCCAUUGCUAAUCUUUCAUUUGAUUAAUUUUACAUCUUCUGGUUGGACAUAUUCAGGCUUUCAAGUUGGACCAAUAGUUAAUCAUAUGGAAGGAAUGCCUGUCUAUGUCUGGAUAAAUUCAGAUCUUAUCGCAUUCAUGCUGCCUGUUUUGAAACUGCUUACAAGUAAUCAAUAAACUAGCUAGUGCGAAUGUAUUGCCUCUGAACAACAUUGACAUGCAGAAAUACUCAUCUUCGAUUUACAUUUCGGCAAUUGAACUUUUGGGCAUUGCCUUAAAUCUUGGAAGCCAAAAAAGGUUUACAUGGAGGAAGCACAAUCCAAACAGUAUUCAAAUUAUCUAUGUAUCAAUCAUAGUUA
Molecule: messenger RNA, 1564 nt
Organism: Dioscorea cayenensis subsp. rotundata (Guinea yam)
Lineage: Eukaryota; Viridiplantae; Streptophyta; Magnoliopsida; Dioscoreales; Dioscoreaceae
Product: protein tas-like
Exons: 11
Coding region: 252-1133 (293 amino acids)
Molecular function (GO): oxidoreductase activity
Source: RefSeq, a predicted model, not a curated record